UUUAAUGCAUUUGGUGUUCUUAUUUUGUUUCCCCGCAGUGUAGAAGCUAGUUGUUUGUUGUUAUGAGUCUUAUCGCACGUCGUGUCGCAGAAUCAAUUUGAAGAAUCGAAGAUACUUAUCUUGGAAGUUGAAGCAACUUAGUUUGAAACUCCGAGCGAAUUUAACUUGCAUCCGCUAGUGCCCAUUAUGAGAUUACAUCUAUCGUAUUCACGGUGAUGUAAUAACACUAUCAGGUUCUGCUCUAUCCAAAGAUAUUGUUAAUCGCUAUGGAUCGUCACAAAGAUGAUCGAGCCAAUUACACAGCCUUGGCCGGAGGUCUAACCGGUGUGAUCACGCGCUUCAUUUGUCAACCUUUGGAUGUGCUGAAAAUUCGCCUGCAGCUGCAAGUGGAACCGAUCAGCAAGCGAUCGGAGAUCUCCAAGUAUCGAUCGGUGGCCCAAUCGGUGAGCUGCAUCUACCGUGAAGAGGGUCUGUUUGCAUUUUGGAAAGGACACAAUCCGGCGCAGGUUCUUUCGCUGGUUUACGGAGUGGCACAGUUUUCGUUCUAUGAACGCUUUAAUCUGGUGUUGCGCGAUCUCGAAUUGUUUAAAGGACACGAUCGAGCGAGAAAUUUCGUCUGUGGCGCUUGCAGUGGGUCGUUUGCGGCGCUCACUAUCAUGCCUCUGGAUGUUAUACGGACUCGAGUGAUAUCCCAGGAUCCUGGGAAGGGAUACAGGAACGGAUUUCAAGCAGUUAGCACCAUCUAUCGGGUGGAAGGAGUUAGGGGGUUAUAUAGAGGAUUGGGACCAGCCUUGUUGCAGAUCGCUCCCCUAACCGGAGGACAAUUCAUGUUCUAUAACAUGUUCGGCACGCUUGUGAAGCAGAUUGAGCAUCUUCCUGAAAAUGCGAGUCUACCACCAACUGAGCUGUUCAUUUGCGGAGGAUUCGCUGGCCUUUGCACAAAACUAUUGGUGUACCCACUGGACUUGAUUAAGAAGCGGCUGCAGAUACAAGGAUUUUCCCAGAAUCGCCAGACAUUCGGGAAGCAUUUCGUGGCCAACCAUAUGCUGCAGUGCCUUUACCAGGUGUGUCGCGACGAAGGUCUCCGAGGGCUGUACAAGGGACUGAACCCAUCGUUGCUGAAAGCUGCCUUCACGACUGCAUUUUACUUUGCCAUUUACGAUCGACUGCUGCUGGCGUUCAACAAAGGUUUCCGAAGGUCCGACUAGAUAAGACAGGUAUUGCCGUUGAUAUUAACGAAUCGAUCACACUGCUGCUGAAUACGCUUUCUAGUAAAUGCCAUUGAUUUUAUAUUUAAUACAACUGUGCCUAGGAUAAGUCACUUACUCAGGGUAUUCGAAGAACGCGCAAGAAAAUAUAUAUGAGACACCCACAUACCGCUAA
Molecule: messenger RNA, 1383 nt
Organism: Aedes aegypti (yellow fever mosquito)
Lineage: Eukaryota; Metazoa; Arthropoda; Insecta; Diptera; Culicidae
Product: mitochondrial thiamine pyrophosphate carrier
Exons: 2
Coding region: 267-1208 (313 amino acids)
Biological process (GO): thiamine pyrophosphate transmembrane transport
Cellular component (GO): mitochondrial inner membrane
Molecular function (GO): thiamine transmembrane transporter activity
Source: RefSeq, a predicted model, not a curated record